AUGUCACCGCUGCUGAAGGACUACUUGGGACAAAGAAUUGUGAUCAUUACCACAGAGGGAGAGUGCUAUGUGGCUACUUUAGAGGGAUACGAUAAGAGUGUAAAUCUGCUGCUAUCGAACGUUCGAAGGCGAUCGGACGAUGAAUUACUCAGUAUUGCACUAACGCUUCGUGGUAGCGAGGUUGUGGUGUGUGGACUGCUGUCGAAUAAUGAAGUAGGAAAGCUUGGGGAGGAAGUACCGGCCUUGAAAGAUACAAAGAAUAAAGUUCAAGAUGAAUAUUUAAUUUGGGAAGAGGUACUGAAAGCUAGGCUGAUUAAAUAG
Molecule: messenger RNA, 321 nt
Organism: Torulaspora delbrueckii
Lineage: Eukaryota; Fungi; Ascomycota; Saccharomycetes; Saccharomycetales; Saccharomycetaceae
Gene: LSM8
Product: U4/U6-U5 snRNP complex subunit LSM8
Exons: 1
Coding region: 1-321 (106 amino acids)
Source: RefSeq, a predicted model, not a curated record